Molecule: messenger RNA, 1883 nt
Organism: Trichoderma reesei QM6a
Lineage: Eukaryota; Fungi; Ascomycota; Sordariomycetes; Hypocreales; Hypocreaceae
Exons: 4
Coding region: 1-1818 (605 amino acids)
Biological process (GO): regulation of DNA-templated transcription
Molecular function (GO): zinc ion binding; DNA-binding transcription factor activity, RNA polymerase II-specific
Source: RefSeq, a predicted model, not a curated record
AUGGGUCGCCAAUCGCGGCGGCGGCCGCCCGCCUGCACGCUUUGCCGGAUCCGCAAGCUGCGCUGCAACCGCGGCUCGCCGUGCUCCAACUGCUCGAUCCGCGGGGUCCCUUGCAACCUCGAUGGACCGUCUCCCGGGGCGGCCGCCGGGUCCGGGUCCGGGUCCGGGUCCGGAGCUGCUCCGAUGCUUCAGGGGGGCCACGGGGUUCACUAUGCCGGCGGCGGCGGCGGUGGGUCGCAGGAGGCCUUGAACAGGAACCACUUGGCGCCGUCGUUGCUGGCGUCUUCGCAGCUGCAGCUGGUGACGGCGGACGUGCUGGGGCUUGAGAAGAACUGCUCGAGCCAGAAGGUGUUGAAUGCCGCGGAUAUUCAUAUGAUGAUGACUCUCUCGGGGUUUUUUUUUUCGCAGGACUCACUGGCACCUCCUCCGCUCACCUUUCGCACUCGCUCCAUCCGCACCAUCACCAGCCCUUCCUUCUUCGUGCUGCAUCCCAGCAGCAGCAGCUCGCCCGCAUUGACGGAACAGGUCCGGGUCAUCAAGUGCAUAUGCCUGCCCCUGAGGGCAGACGCCCACGUCCUGCUGAACAAGUUCAUCGAGGACGUCCUCCACUUCCACCACAUCUUCCACACCCCGUCCCUGCCCCGUGCCAUCGACCGGUUCUACGACGCCGUGGAGCAGCAACAGCAACAGCAGGGGGGCGAGAAGCCGGUGGUGGUGGUGGUGGACACGGGCCAGCUGAUGGUGAUGCUGGCCAUCUGCUGCAGCAGCACGCACACGUGGACCCGGUUCGACGACAGCAGGGGGCUCUUCAAGCGCUCCGAGGACGCAAACGCGCAGACGGCCGGCUGGCUCACCACGGCCCUCGAUGUCAUUCAUCAUGCGCACCUGGCGGCGCACGCGUCCCUGGCGUGCAUCCAGGGCAUCGUGGUCGUCUUCUUCAUGAUUUGCAGCCUCGAGGGCAUCUCGGCGCGGGCGCGGCUGCUGCAUGCGCAGGCGGUGGCCAUGGCGCAGGAGAUUGGGCUGCAUUGUCUUGAUGCGCCGCCCAACGCAGGCGGCGGCGGCGGCCAGGCAGGGCUGCUGAAGAAGUCUACCGUUGAGGCCGAGGUUGGGCGCAGGACGUGGUGGUAUCUCACUGAUACGGACUGGAUGCUGUCCAGGUUGUCAGUCCCUCAACAAGGGGCGUACACGAUCCUGCCCAGCCAGAUGGCAGUGCGAAAGCCCAGCAACGCAAACGACGUGGACAUUGUCGACGGACAAGAGGUCGUCGACCGGCCCCUGGACGAGGCCACGUCCGUGUCGUAUCUCCUGCAGCGAACGCGCCUAGCAGAGCUCUUUUACAGUCUCGGCAGCCACGACAAGUCGCUCAACUGGAACUCGGAAGAGGCCGACUACGGCAAAGUCAUGGAGGCGGACAUGAAGCUGCGGCAGUUCAUGCGAGAGCUGCCCGCCUUCUUCCGCCUCGAGAACAGCGGCGCGCUUUCGAAGCUGCCGCCGUCGGACAUGCGGCGCUCGUCGGACAUUACCAUCCAGCGAUACAUGCUCAACAUGAUCUUUUACGGGCAAAUCUGCAAGCUGCACCUGCCGUACCUCGCCCGGGGCACGGUGAACCCGGGCUUUGCGUACUCGCACGACUCGUGCCUCAAGGCGGCGCAGCGCAUCAUCUACAUUGAGCACCGCAUGAGGGCCGAGAACUCGACGUUUGUGCUGUUCCGGCAGCGCAUGAAUGUCAAGUUUCGGAGCAUCUUCAUUGCCUGCGUCGUCUUUGUGCUGGACGGGUGCUUGGCUACAAACGAGGGCGGCGAUUCUACGCAAGUAUAGGGCGUCGCAUCCGGCGCUGCAGGCGUUGCAGAUGGAGAAGCACAGUCAGGAGGCGGCGACUUUUG